Dibothriocephalus latus is the source of this 1338-nucleotide messenger RNA. Lineage: Eukaryota; Metazoa; Platyhelminthes; Cestoda; Diphyllobothriidea; Diphyllobothriidae. The record is from the annotation of a GenBank genome assembly.
AUGGAAGUCACGAAAGACUGCAACUUGAUGAGAAUCGAGCUCCCCUUCCCAAACCCGAAAGCAGCACUUGUUGCUUACAGGGCCCUCGCCGUUGACCCUCCCCCUCCGAGGUCCACUAUAAACAUAAAUUCUUUUGUGCGCGACAGUUCGAUAAUUGCCGAAUUUUCACCAGCUUCAGAUGCGAGUGAACCGAAUUCACUUUCACAAUUGAAAAAGUUGCGAACCGCUGUCAGUUCAUGGCUCGAAUUAACCUAUCUCACUCGUGAAACUAUGGCUCACGAUGUUGCGGCUCCACCCAACCGUCAUUUUUUUAUAGAUAUGGAAAAUCCACUUGACGGUCUCUUCCUCAACAUUGCACAGCAAUGCCCUAAUGGAAUUCAAGGCUUACUAGAAGCUUUCUUCGGUUUUCUUGCUCGGCGGACAGACUUCUACUACGGUGCCACGGAAUCAACUGCUAAAAAGUUGGUUCUUGACAACUUCAAAAACUAUAAAGAUGUUGCCAUGACUCGACGUGAUCAAGAAAGGGAAGAAAUGAAGGAAAAGGAUGAGCGAGAAAAGCGCCGACGGGCCGAAAAAGCCGAAGAAGCAUUACGGAAAAACGCCGAGAAAGCAACGGAAGCUGCAGGAGACAAUGAUACAGCUAAGGGCGUUGUCAUUGAGGAAGUUUUCGAUGAACCAAGUGCAAACGGUGAACAGCCUCCUAAAGUCGAGACCAAAGAGGACAAAGUGCCUGCGGCUUCUGAAAAGCCCGAACCGAAGCCCGUUAAGAUUGGUCCGCUUGAAGAGGGGGAGGAGGAAGACGAGGCAGACAAAGGUAAGCUGAAGCCUAACGAGGGCAACGGAGGAGAUCUUCCGAACUAUCGUUGGGUGCAAACUCUCGGUGAUGUCGAUAUCUACAUUCCAACAAAGCUUCCUACCCGUAUAAAGAGCCGCCAGGUUACUGUCCAGUUCAAGAGGAAGCACCUGAAAAUUGCCAUAGGUAGCAAUACAAUUCUCGAUGGACUCCUAUACAACGAAGUCAAGACAGAGGAAUGCUCCUGGAUCUUAGAAGACGGUCUUGAAGUUGUAGUACACUUGGAGAAGAUCAACAAAAUGGAGUGGUGGUCACGCAUAGUUGAGGGUGAGCCUGAAAUCAACACCAAGCGAGUGCAGCCAGAGAAUUCUAAGCUGGGAGACCUAGAUGGCGAGACUCGGAGCAUGGUGGAGAAGAUGAUGUAUGAUCAACAGCAGAAGCAGAUGGGGCGUCCAACUUCCGAGGAACAGAAGAAGCAGGAGAUGCUGAAAAAGUUUAUGGACGCUCAUCCCGAAAUGGACUUUUCGAAAUGCAAGUUCGGCUAG